Messenger RNA from Tripterygium wilfordii, 1065 nucleotides. Its product is annotated as peroxidase 3-like. The transcript is spliced from 4 exons. The record is from RefSeq and is a predicted model, not a curated record. Gene Ontology annotation, biological process: response to oxidative stress; hydrogen peroxide catabolic process. Gene Ontology annotation, cellular component: plasmodesma; plant-type cell wall. Gene Ontology annotation, molecular function: peroxidase activity; heme binding. Lineage: Eukaryota; Viridiplantae; Streptophyta; Magnoliopsida; Celastrales; Celastraceae. The coding region runs from base 1 to 978 and encodes 325 amino acids.
AUGGGGGGAGUCAGUCUUUUAGCUGUUAUUAUCUUGUGUGUUUUGGGAUAUUUGGGCUCAACUAAUGCUCAGCUACAGAUGGGUUUUUAUGCUAAAAGCUGCCCAGAAGCUGAGAAGAUUGUGUUCGACUCUGUUAUCAAGCAUAUCCAUGAUUCUCCUUCACUGGCACCAUCCCUCUUAAGAUUGCACUUCCACGAUUGCUUUGUCAGGGGUUGCGAUGCAUCAGUCCUUUUGAAGUCGAAGAGAAAAAAAGCUGAAAGGAAUGCGCCACCAAAUCUAACGCUAAGAGGAUUUAGUUUUAUUGACAGUGUAAAGAGCAAGCUUGAAGCUGAAUGCCCAGGGAUUGUGUCCUGUGCAGACAUUAUUGCUUUAGCUGCUAUGGACACUGUAGCUGCGAUAGGAGGUCCAUUUUGUAGAAUUCCGACCGGUCGAAGGGAUGGGAAAACAUCAAGGAAAUCAGAAGCCUCGAAAAAUAUCCCAUCACCAACCAGCAACUUCACCAAUCUAGAAAAACUUUUUGCAAAUCAAGGACUUGACUCGAAAGACUUGGUCGUGCUAUCUGGUGCACACACCAUUGGUGUCUCUCAUUGUACAUCAUUCUCAUACAGGUUAUACAAUUUCACCGGAAAAGGCGAUCAAGAUCCGGCUCUAGACGGUGAAUAUGCUAAGAUUCUUAAGGCAAAGAAGUGCAAAACACCCAAGGACAAUACCACCUUAGUUGAGAUGGAUCCAGGAAGUCCAUAUGCAUUUGAUCUCAACUACUAUAAACUUCUACUUACAAAGAAGGGUCUUUUCCAGUCUGAUUCUGCUCUGACUACUAACUCUACUGCACUCUUUUGGAUCAAACACAUUCUUCAUGGUUCGCUUAGAAGAUUUUACUUUGAAUUUGCUAUGGCCAUGAAGAAAAUGGGUCGGAUCAAUGUGAAAACAGGAUCAUCUGGGCAAAUUAGAAAGAAAUGUGGACUUGUGAACAAAUAGGAUUGUUAAUGCUUUUCCAACAAAUAAUUUGAGGGUCCAGGUCUUCUGGGGUUGUAAUAUUUUUACUGGUUUUAUUUGCAUUUUGUG